AUGACAGACAGUACGCCGAAGCUCACGCCGAUGAUGACCCUUCCGCUCGAGAUCUUACUAGAAAUCACCAACAAACUCGAGCAGGGUGAUCUCGCUUGUUUUGCACUUUGCAAUCAUAGCCUAAGGGCACUUUACAUCGCUAGACCCGAGAACCCAUUCACAGCAUACCUAGCCCCACGGCACUUCUUCUUCUCGCGUUUCGAUUUUCCGGAAGGGGAAGAGCUCUAUCGGUAUGAGUUCUUGGAGAGGCUCUCACGCGACUUGCCUCGCUACUAUGCAUGCAUGAUGUGUGUCAAACUUCAUCUAUGGCAAAAUGUAGACCCUCCAGGAUGCAACUUCAGCAAACCAUAUUGCGUUUAUAGGAAUCACCUGAGAUACGGAUUUAUACAACCCCAUCUGGUCCCGCCAUGGGGUACAGAUCUUGGCAAGUAUGCCUUUUCCUUUGAACAUCUCCAACUCGCCAUGCGGAGAUUCUACAACGGUCCUACAUUCGGGAUCACUACAGAGUCUCUCUCUUAUACCGAGAUUAAAAAGGCCCACCACACAAGACUGAUGUCAGUUGACGCGCGCAUCUGUCCUUCCUCUCCGAGUCUGUGUCUCCGGAUCCAAGAAUUGUCGGUCGUACGGAGGCCGAUCGCACCCAAGCUACCGGCAUUCCCGGACACGAACUUCAUGCAGAUAUGCGCACACAUCGGCCGCCCCACUUCGAAUUUUGAUAUGCUGAUCAACAACCUUAUUUCCCGAUACGAGAAGGCUAAGCCGAAGCCGGCGCAACGUGGAAAAUGUCUGUACUGUAAUACGGCCUGGAAGAUGGCGCUUCGAGGACUGGGCGGGCAACAGGUCUGUCUAGCGCUCACCAGAUGGAUAGAUCUGGGGCCAGGGCUCGAUCCACGCGAUAUCAGGUGGGAUGUCCAUACCUGGCGGGCUACGGACAUGGGCUUGAAGCUCAACAAGUCGGCGCAGGUGGAUAACCCGAGGAAACGGUUUGAGCGGGAUUCAAUUGAAGCGCAACACCCCGACGCCCUGUCCGAAGAAAGGCUAUACCAACGAAACGUAGGAUUAAUCAAACAUCAAGCCUGUAAAAUCUUGAUGAAUCGAUUCAACGACUCCUUUUGGUUCAUGCACGGCGAUAGAUCCCACCAGCGUGCCGAAUCAUUUCCGCCUCCGGUUUCCGAGAGAUUGGUGAAUAGGCUACGCAGAUUAUGGAGGUCUCUGGCCGUAUAA
Molecule: messenger RNA, 1224 nt
Organism: Penicillium canariense
Lineage: Eukaryota; Fungi; Ascomycota; Eurotiomycetes; Eurotiales; Aspergillaceae
Exons: 1
Coding region: 1-1224 (407 amino acids)
Source: RefSeq, a predicted model, not a curated record